Messenger RNA from Vairimorpha ceranae, 144 nucleotides. RefSeq lists its product as hypothetical. Bases 1 to 144 code for a protein of 47 amino acids. The record is from RefSeq and is a predicted model, not a curated record. The transcript has a single exon. Lineage: Eukaryota; Fungi; Microsporidia; Nosematidae.
AUGUGUUGUAAUAAUUUAUUUUGUAAUAAUUUAAUUGUAAUAAUUUAUACUAUAACAGUUUAUGUUGUAACAAUGUUUUAUUGUAAUAAUUUAUAUUAUAGCAGUUUUUUUUUAACAAUUUUUUAUUGUAGUAGUUUAUGUUAA